AAGAUGUUGAACACCACUGGUGUCCAUUAGCAAUGAUUAAAUAUAAUUAAGAGGCUUGUUUCUCUCAAAGCUCCAACCAUUAAAAAUUUGUUCAUCUUUUCACAUGGGAGAAGCUCAACAAGUUCAACUCAGCAUCAGAGCUGAGGAAGCUAAUGAAGGAGAUUCUCAUGGCUUUGCAAAUGAAUCCCACCACUCAACUAGCCCUCAAACCAGAAAAGUUACGGUUUGGAUUCGAAUUGGGAUUUAUUCAUUCCUUGUUCUAUUUGGGCAGGCAGUAGCAACUUUAUUAGGGAGAUUAUACUAUGAAAGAGGUGGAAAAAGUAAAUGGAUGGCUACACUAGUUCAGCUAGCUGGCUUUCCAAUUUUUCUUCCUUACUAUAUCUAUUUCAUCCCAACCAAAAAGUACAAAACCAAUCACAACACUACUAAUAAUACUACCAUUACUCAUUCUGUCCAAUCAGAAAAACCAUCUAUUGUGACCUCAAUUUACUUGGUUCUUGGCCUACUCAUAGCAGCAGAUUGUUAUCUUUACUCAGUUGGUCUUAUGUACCUUCCAGUAUCAACUUUUUCAAUCAUAUGUGCAUCCCAAUUGGCUUUCAAUGCUUUCUUCUCAUUCUUUCUCAACUCACAGAAGUUCACUCCUUACAUAAUUAACUCCUUAGUGCUUCUCACUAUCUCUUCUGUUUUGCUAGUUUUCGAACCCGAUUCUGAAGAGUCUUCUAAAGUCUCAAAAGGGAAGUUUGCAACUGGGUUUGUUUGCACUGUGGGUGCAUCAGCAGGGUAUGGUUUGGUUCUCUCCUUAGCUCAAUUUUUUAUGAACAAAGUUCUUAAAAAGGAGAGUUUCUCAGUGAUCGUGGAUGUCAUAGUGUUUCAAUCACUUGUGGCAACCAUUGCAAUUCUUGUGGGACUUUUUGCAAGCAGUGAGUGGUCAACUUUGAGGGAAGAAAUGAAUGAGUUUGAACUUGGGAAAGUUUCAUAUGUCAUGACAUUAUUAUGGAUAGCCAUAACAUGGCAAAUUUUCUUAAUUGGAACGGUGGGUUUAAUACUAGAAGUCUCUUCUCUCUUCUCUAAUGUCAUAAGUGUUUUGGGUUUACCUAUUGUCCCGGUUAUGGCUGUCUUUUUCUUCCAUGAAAAGAUGGAUGGGAUCAAAGCUAUGGCUAUGGUUUUGGCUACUUGGGGCUUUGUUUCAUAUGCUUAUCAGAACUAUCUUGACAGUUACAGUUCCAAGAAUGAAAAUCCAAUAAGCAAUGGUUCACCACAGAGAGUGAAAGAGAUCAAUAGUUGAAUUAAUCAACUAGCUUGUUUUCUUAUUAGUUUACAUAAAUACAAAAAUAUCAAUAUGUAAGAUAUUCCAUUUGAAUAAGUUUAUAAAACAAAAAUCAAAUGUAAUGGGCAUUAUAGUUUUGUCUUCUAUUUGUCAUGCAAUAAUAGUAUGCUCAUUUAGGUUUAUAUAAAAUUGCUUUGCAGUGUAGAAUAUAAAUAUCAAUAUGACUAUGAUUAUAUUUUUGUCUUC
This is a messenger RNA of Cannabis sativa, 1513 nucleotides long. RefSeq names its product purine permease 21. Gene Ontology annotation, molecular function: purine nucleoside transmembrane transporter activity. Gene Ontology annotation, cellular component: membrane. NCBI's taxonomy places the organism in Eukaryota, Viridiplantae, Streptophyta, Magnoliopsida, Rosales, Cannabaceae. The record is from RefSeq and is a predicted model, not a curated record.